GUUUGUUGCUGCCGCGUUGUUUGAGCUAGAGCUCCGUCGAGCUGAUUCCUAAUUGUUUGUUUUUGCCUCGUAAAAUCUAACUUAUAAUCUAUCACUCUUUCUUUUUCGGUGGGGGAACACAUCCCCAACAUUAUUUUAUAUAAAAAACAUUUGGAUUACCUUGAUAUCGCUAGCUUUAUCCGACUUCCCGAACUUUCGCUACUAGCUUUAGCCCGUUAGCAUUAGCGGCGUGCCAAGCCCACGCUACGCUAGCGUUUGUACUCUUCUCUCUCACAAUAUUAUUGUUUCAUCUACUCUAAUGGCGAGUGUAUUGGAUGUUUCUCUACCUUUGUGUGCAGGUGAGGACACGUUUGAGCUGCAUGCGGUGCAGUUGGAACUGGAGGCCGUGGAGCGGCAGAUCUGGAUCCUUCUCGAGAAGCAGGCCGAGCUACGCGAGCGGCAGACAGCGCUGGAAACUUCUCGCGCUGACGCUCACCAACCCUCGGUAAGUUUGCAGCGCGAUAUUAACACUCCUGCUUCCUCUACGCCGUGUGUUUCUCUGCACAGGGCCCGAGCACCAAGAACGCGUUCAUCCCAGCCCUCGUUCACUCCGGCGCCGUCACACCAGGGACCUUGGGUGCUUCAGCAGCGGAAGACGCGAGCCAGGCCUCGGACCAGGACCUCUCCUCCACCGCCCCCGGUCUUCGACGUCUCAACACGGAACCGCUUCUCCCCUCUUCGCGAGGCAGAACGCGACGCCGUGGUCAUCGGAGACUCCAUCGUCCGCCACGUCCACGCUACCACAGCCAAAGGUAAGGUGCGCAGUCACUGUUUUCCUGGUGCUCGUGUUCUCGAUGUUUCUGUGCAGAUUCCCGCGAUCCUCAAUGGUGCUGAGACCAUCGGAGCUGUAGUGCUGCACGCGGGGGUGAACGACACCAGGCUGCGGCAGACGGAGGUGCUGAAGCAGGACUUCAGAAGCCUGAUCGAGACGGUAUGAGCCACAUCGCCCGCGACGAAGAUCAUCGUGUCCGGACCGCUUCCGACGUACCGACGAGGACAUGAAAGGCUCUUCCGUGCUGAUGGCCUGCACCCCAGCAGCAUCGGAGCUGAUCUUCUGUCAGAGAACAUCUCCAAGACGCUUCGCACCAUAUGACUAGUAAGUCAAACCUCAAAUCACAGCCUGUGUUCUGCCCACUUCAUUGAUAGAAAUGUGAGUGUAGUACAGUCUAUAGAAACUGUGUCUAUUCCCCGAAUAGUGAGGUUUAACAAUAAAAAUAAAGGAUCUAGAAAAAACCUAAUCGUGAUCAAACCAGAUUUUUGUAAAAUU
Megalobrama amblycephala (Wuchang bream) is the source of this 1306-nucleotide messenger RNA. RefSeq lists its product as uncharacterized. Bases 299 to 976 code for a protein of 225 amino acids. The record is from RefSeq and is a predicted model, not a curated record. The transcript has 2 exons. NCBI's taxonomy places the organism in Eukaryota, Metazoa, Chordata, Actinopteri, Cypriniformes, Xenocyprididae.